Messenger RNA from Hippocampus zosterae (dwarf seahorse), 2022 nucleotides. It is a transcript of the gene nop58, whose product is annotated as NOP58 ribonucleoprotein homolog (yeast). Gene Ontology annotation, cellular component: small-subunit processome; box C/D methylation guide snoRNP complex. Lineage: Eukaryota; Metazoa; Chordata; Actinopteri; Syngnathiformes; Syngnathidae. The record is from RefSeq and is a predicted model, not a curated record. Gene Ontology annotation, molecular function: snoRNA binding. The transcript has 14 exons. Bases 163 to 1758 code for a protein of 531 amino acids.
UUUCCCCCAAAGAAGAAUCAGCAAAGCGUGGUGUGCGUUUUACAGUGAAGGUCCAGGACCGCUGGUGUGGAACUACACUAAACUUGGAUGAGCACAACGUAAAGAUAACCCAGGUUAAAAAACAACAACAACAACAAGGAGCGACCCACGCCUGCUGCGAAAAUGCUCGUCUUGUUUGAGACCGCUGCAGGCUUUGCCAUUUUUAAAGUUCUUGAUGAAUCCAAACUGCAGCAGAUCGACAGUCUGUACAAGGAGUUUGAGACCCCUGAAAAGGCAAAUAAAAUUGUGAAACUAAAGCACUUUGAGAAGUUCCAGGACACGACUGAGGCUUUGGCAGCUGCCACCGCCCUUGUCGAGGGUAAAAUUAGUAAAAGUUUGAAGAAGGUGCUGAAGAAGAUGGUGGCUAAGGAGGCUCACGAACAGCUGGCCAUCAGUGAUGCAAAACUCGGUGGCGUCCUCAAAGAGAAGCUGGACCUUAGUUGCAUCCACAGCCCUGCUGUCGCCGAACUCAUGAGGUGCAUCCGGAGCCAGAUGGAGGGCCUCAUCUCGGGACUUCCACCCCGGGAGAUGAGCGCCAUGUCGCUGGGCUUGGCUCAUAGUCUGUCCCGUUACAAGCUCAAGUUCAGCCCGGACAAAGUGGACACCAUGAUCGUGCAGGCUAUAUCGCUGUUGGACGACCUGGACAAGGAGUUGAACAAUUACAUCAUGCGCUGCAGAGAGUGGUACGGCUGGCACUUCCCCGAGAUAGGGAAGGUCAUCACCGACAACUUGGCCUACUGCAAGACGGUCUUGAAAAUCGGCGACCGCACCAACGUGGCCGCCAGCGACCUAUCGGAGCUGCUCCCCGAGGAAACCGAGGCCGAGGUGAAGCUGGCGGCGGAGAUCUCCAUGGGAACCGAAGUCUCUGAGCAGGACAUCAGUAACAUUCGGCACCUGUGCGAGCAGGUGAUAGAAAUUUCCGAGUACCGCGCUCAGCUAUACGACUACCUGAAGAACCGGAUGAUGGCGAUCGCCCCCAAUCUGACGGUGAUGGUGGGCGAGUUGGUCGGCGCCCGUCUCAUCUCGCAUGCCGGUUCGCUGUUAAAUCUGGCAAAGCACCCAGCCUCCACAGUUCAGAUUCUGGGGGCAGAAAAGGCACUCUUCCGAGCACUCAAGACCCGCAAGGACACGCCAAAGUACGGUCUCAUCUACCACGCCUCUCUUGUGGGCCAGACCACUGCCAAGAACAAGGGCAAGAUCUCCAGAAUGUUAGCGGCCAAAACAUCCCUUGCCAUCCGCUAUGAUGCCCUCGGGGAGGACACAAAUGCAGAAAUGGGUGUGGAGAACCGAGCCAAACUGGAGGCCAGGUUACGGCUUUUAGAGGAGAAAGGAAUUCGAAGGAUCAGUGGAACCGGCAAAGCCAUGGCCCAGGCAGACAAAUAUAUGCACAAGAGUGAAGUGAGACUAUAUGACCCGUCUGGGGAUUCUUUGAUCCCCUCCACUUCAAAAAAGAGGAAGUUUGACGAGAUUAAGGAGGAGGAGGAAGAAGAGGCUUCAACGCCUCCGGUGAAAACCAAAAAGGUCAAAAAGGAACAAAGAGCGGCAGCAGAGGAAGAAGACGAAACGUCUGCUGCUGCCACUGAAGAGCCCCCCAAGAAAAAGAAGAAAAAGAAGAGAGAUAGCGGUGCUGAGGUGCCAAAAGUGGAGGAAGAGAGUGUUGCGGUGACUGAGCCAACAGAGAAAAAGAAAAAGAAGAAAAAGAAGGAGGCGGAAGACUGAAAAGAACAAUGUAUAUUUUUGGGGAUUUGUCUUUUUUUCAGUCGUGCGGUUUUCUUUUUCUUUAAGGUAGUCAAAUGUUAACAUUGUGUCUCAUUUAUGGGUUUUUUUCUGACAGAGGUUUGCCUGGACUGAAAAAGUAAAAUGUGAACCUUUUUAAUGACCAUGAUUUAAAGUUAGUAUUUGAACAUCCGUAUCAAAUCUGCUCCGGUGCAGACUAAGACACAAACUUGAAGACUGCAGAAGCAAUAAAUAUAUUGCAUUAUG